Messenger RNA from Callorhinchus milii (elephant shark), 3547 nucleotides. RefSeq names its product dynein axonemal assembly factor 5. Gene Ontology annotation, biological process: inner dynein arm assembly; cilium movement; outer dynein arm assembly. Gene Ontology annotation, molecular function: dynein intermediate chain binding. NCBI's taxonomy places the organism in Eukaryota, Metazoa, Chordata, Chondrichthyes, Chimaeriformes, Callorhinchidae. The record is from RefSeq and is a predicted model, not a curated record. The transcript is spliced from 14 exons. The coding region runs from base 1 to 2514 and encodes 837 amino acids. Gene Ontology annotation, cellular component: cytoplasm.
AUGGCGGCGGUUGGAGACGAGCGUGUGGCGGCCGAGGCCUGCCAGGCCGUCAACCGGCACCUCAACAGCCUCGUCCACCCGAGCAAGCGGUCCCGGCUGCGGGCGCUCGAGUGCAUCCGCGCCGAGUCGGUGCAGAAGCCGCUGUCGAGCGGCGUCCUCCAGCGGCUCCUCGACGCCUGCCUCAAGCCGCUGCUCCAGAGCCUGUCGGACCCGGCCGAACGCUGCCGGGAGCUCGCCGUCCAGACCCUGGCCGACUUCGUGCGGGCCGUUCCCGAGCCCCGCCGCGCCCUGCCCUACCUCAUCCCCGCCCUGGUGCAGCGCCUGGGCCAGGAGGAGCUGUCCGAGCCGGCCGAGGAGCUGCGCCUGGCCCUGCUGGAGCUGCUGCUGCUGACGGUGGACGUGUGCGGCCAGCAGCUCGCCGCCUACCUGGACGACAUGGUCAGGAUCCUGCAGAGGACCAUUGUGGACCCGUUCCCCGAAGUAAAGAAAAAGAGCUGCGAAUGUGCCUCAAAGUACGCGAGGUGGACGCCUGAAACUUUUCACAUGCAAUCUGAAUCUCUGAUUAAACCUCUGAUGCAGACCAUCUCUCACCAACAUUCGAAGGUCCGAGUGGCUGUCAUUAAGGCAACCGGAACAGUCAUUCAGUGUGGCAAUGGGAAGUCAGUUGAUGAUGUUAUCUCUCAUUUGGCACAGCGUCUUUUUGAUGACACACCAUCGGUACGUCAUGCAGUUACAGAUGUUGUAGGGAGCUGGCUGUUGGAGCUCAGGGACAGAUACUCUUUCUUUCAUAAACUCAUUCCUCUUCUUCUGAGCAGCUGCAGUGAUGAUAUGCCUCACAUACGGGACCUGGCCUACGAUUACUGGAAGAAAGUGGGUCUGCAGUGGCAAAGGGAAAACGAGGAAGACCUGAAGGAUAAGCUAGAUUGGUCUGCCCCAACCCCGGUCCUCUACCCUCCAGGUGAAAAACGUCCUGAGCUUGGGUGUCGAGAGCUUGUAUUUCGGAACUUGUACAGACUUUUGCCAGCAAUUAGCCGAGACAUAACUGACUGGGUUGUGGGGACAAGAGUUAAAGCAUCCCAGCUCCUGAUUAUUCUGUUGCUGCAUGCUGAGGAUCAUAUCACCCAGCACAUGGAGUUGUUGCUCAGCACCUUAUAUCGGUCUUGUAUGGAUGAAGAGCCACUCAUCGUUCAGAACUCAGUCAAGUCGGCAGAGCUGAUUGGAAUCUUUGUAAACCCCGAGGUAUUUCUGAAACUGAUUCUUACGACGCUUGAUAAAUCAGCCUGCUCAGCUCACCUGAUGGUUCUGUCUGCAGUCCUGAAAGGCAGCUCAGGACCAAUUCUACACCCACAUCUAAUGAGAAUUGGUACCACCUUGGCACUUCCUGAUGUGUGUCAGGCAUCUGAGAAGCUGGAAUAUUUGGAACAAGAACUUCUCUGUGUGCAGACAUUAAUUACAGUAUGUGGGAAGUCAUGUAGUGAAAUCAGUCUACAACUGCUGAAAGUGAUGGUAACCAUAACAUCGGUAACAUCUGACCAGGAGCUGAAAAACAAGGUCGAGAAGACCUUAGCUUGCCUCGCUACGGUCCAGAAUUUGGACAGCUUUCUGGAUUUGUACAGACAACAUAUGAGUCAGCUAAUAGGAUGGGUUGCAGCCACAGAGCACCAGUGGACCACCUACUCAGUGGAACACCGACAAUUUGAAACUCUAAUCACUCAAUCAGGUCCUGUCCUAGGUGAAUCCAUUCAUGAAGUUUUUCCUGUCUUGACGGCUUGCCUGCAGCCCAACCGAGAUCCUGAAAUGCGCUUGAAACUCUUCACUGUCUUAUCCAAAUUGUUGCUCAAAUCCAAUGAAACUCUGAACUCACAAGGGCAGUUCAGUAACUACCUGGAGACGCUGGUGAAAGAUAUUUUGGUGCCUAAUCUGCUGUGGCACGCUGGGAGGACGGCAGCUGCUGUCCGCACGAUUGCUGUAUCUUGCCUGUGGGCUCUGCUUCACAGCCAGAUUCUCACACAGCAACAGACUUUUACAGUAUAUGAGGAUCUGGUGCCAAAAGUGAUUUCAGCUUUGGAUGAAGACUCUAAAAUUGCUCGAACAUUGGCUUGUCGUAUUCUCAGUACCGUUAUGAAACUUUGUGGGAAUCAGCUGAACCCUGACCAGCUCAAUAAAAUUUACCCAGAACUUCUGAAGCGUAUGGACGAUGGUUUGGAUGAAGUGCGGGUGGAAGCUGCCAAAGCUCUUGCCAUUUGGUUUCACUGCACUGGAAAUGAUUAUGACAGGAUAUUGUUCAGGAGCCACAUUGAAUUCCUGUAUCGUGGGCUUUUGGUUCAUAUGGAUGAUCCAGAGAGGGACAUUCAAACAACUGUCUUAGAUGUUUUAAAAACAGGAAGCUUUAUUUUCCCACAGGUGCUCAUCCAAGAAAUUGAGGCUGUGAAACACAAGCACCGCACUCCUCAUUAUUGCGAGCAGCUCCUCCAGCACAUUUGGUCACUGAACAACAACACGAGCAAAGCCUGAAACAGCUGAAGAUUCAACAAACCCCAUUGAGACUGUGUAGUGUUCUAAUGAUGGAUAACUCACACUUGAAUGUAACAACAGAAUAUAUUUUAAUCUACAAACACCAAAAUAUCCAUUGACUAGGCAGCACACCCAGUACUUUUCCCCCAAUAAAUGCCUUAAAUGCUAAAUGAAAUAUAGGGAUAGUAUAAUUGUUUGGAGUUGGACGGUCAUUCAUGUUGAAAAUCCAUUGUUGAUCAACCGGACGUUACUGAAGUUCUCUGAGCUGUUAAGAGCAGACAUUAAGAUGUCUUUGUGUGGCAUGUUUGUUUUCAUUUGUUAAAUGCUUUUGGUAAUUCUGUCCAGAUCAUCUUUGUCUCAGCAGGUUGAAUCAGUUUUAAAAUGUAGCUUUGCUUCUUAAUUACAGCUCUUAUGAUUGACAUUAGGCCUGAGAGUUGUGGGAUUAGGUUUGAUGAGAUAACUUUUUGAUGAGACAAAAAAAUCCAAAGUUUAUUUAACUGCUGUGUCUCCCAGUUUUUCGAAAGGUACUUCUGCAACCGUGCGUAAGAUAACUUAAAAUACUCUUUGACUACAUUUUUACUUGCUCUCAAUGUCUUGCAUUUUUACAACAAAUUUUUUAAAAAUAUUUUACACAGGCAACAAUCACCGUUCUGUACAUAGAAUUAUACAGUCCAUCGUGUCUGUGCCGGCCCUUUGAAAGAGCUACCAAUUCAAUCCCACUCCCCAUAGCCCUGCAAACUUGUCCUCCCCAAAUAGUUAUCUACCUCUCUUAAAAGCUGUUAUCGAAUCAGCUUCCAUCACCAUUUCAGGCAAUGCAUUCCAGAUCCGAACAACUCACUUUGUUAAAAAAAUUCUCACCUCCCCUGUUUUAACAACCAUUUUAAAUUUUCAUAACUAUUUUCAUGUUAACUUUCCUGAUAAUUCCAUGGUUCAAGUCACUAUCUUGAACAUUUUUUUAUUUGUUAUGUUUUUGCUGAUACAGUAUUGUUCAUUUUGUGUGUACGAAAUUUAAUAAAUUAUUUGCUGUAACAUU